Molecule: messenger RNA, 550 nt
Organism: Agrilus planipennis (emerald ash borer)
Lineage: Eukaryota; Metazoa; Arthropoda; Insecta; Coleoptera; Buprestidae
Product: zinc finger protein 593 homolog
Exons: 2
Coding region: 132-533 (133 amino acids)
Molecular function (GO): nucleic acid binding; zinc ion binding
Source: RefSeq, a predicted model, not a curated record
GAAAAAGAAGAUUCUUCCAUGAUGAAAACUUAACCUUAUCAAUUUUGUCACGUUCUUUAGCUUUCUUUCGGUAACUUAUUUCUUCGUGAAUGUUACAGUACAAUAGUUUAUUUCGUAUAUUUUAAAUUUCAAUGGUUUACAAGAGAAGAAAAUACCACUACGGUGAUACUCAUCUCAAGAAAAAGUGGCGAACGAAAAGGAGGACCAAAGAUUUAGACCAGAUUGACGAAGAUUUAAAGCCUCAAAAUGCCGAAAAAUUAUUAAAUCAAGAAACAGAUCUUGAUAAGCCUGGUAGUGCUCAGUUUUAUUGCAUUCAUUGUGCAAGGUACUUCAUUAACAAUACAGCAUUGGAAGACCAUUUCAGAACUAAAGUUCAUAAACGAAGAUUAAAAGCAUUGGAAUUAGACCCAUAUACAAUAGAAGAUUCUGAAAGAGCAGCAGGGCAUGGUUCAUUUAAUUUUCCUGAAAAGAGGAAAAUAGAAACACAACCUCAUAAAGAUGAUGAAGUUCCCAGUAAAAGAAUUAAACAGUAACUUUUGUAAACACAUUU